UCUCAAACUUAAUUAAAUGAUUCCAAAGCUCUUUCUCUCUCUCCAACUCCUCCUAGCUCCUUUCAAACUCUAUUUAAAAACAAGCUUAGCCCACUGCUUUCUCCCAUGCACUUGUCUUCAACCCGCCCAACACCCUUUCUUUACCUCCCUCCCUCCUCUCUCUCUCUCUCUCUCUCUCUCUCUCUCUCUCUCUCUCACACACACACACACACACACACAUUUUUCUUCCUCGUUCAUCUCUCCCUUAUCUCUCUCUUUCUCCAUAACUUGUCUCAACCACUGCCCUUUUUGCACCCCUUUUAAGUACCCCCUCCCACACUCCAUAUACAUCUUCAAGAUAACAUAGUUUUCUCACAAAUCAUCUCUCUUUCUCUCUCUCUCUCUCUCUCUCUCUCUCUCUCUCUCUCUCUCUCUCCAUAAGAAGUAUUCUGACAAUGUCAAGCCGAAGGUCGCGCUCGAGGCAAUCGGGAGGAAGUUCGAGAAUCAGUGAGGACCAGAUGGCCGAUCUCGUGUCCAAGUUGCAACAACUCGUACCUGAGCUCCGUAGUAGGCGCUCAGACAAGGUCUCGGCUUCGAAGGUACUGCAGGAAACAUGCAACUACAUAAGGAACUUGCACAAAGAAGUGGAUGACCUGAGUGACCGUUUGUCUGAGCUUUUGGCUUCAACAGACACCGAUAGUGCUCAAGCAGCCAUUAUUAGGAGCCUACUUAUGUAACAUAGGAAUGUGAUCUUCUGUAUCCUGUCUUUACUUUGUUUCUCUCUAUCCUCUUCUAUCUAUCUAGGAUUUUGGCUAGUUGGCCAAGAUAGGGUUGAGCUUGGCCUGUAGCUAGGAGUAAUUAUCUAGUGAUCCUGAGGCAUGGUCCCCUGCUGCCGCCCAGUCUUCUUAAUCACCACACAUUAUACUAAUCGUGUGGUGCUUAAGGAUCCUCGGGGUGAUAUGUGGCCAUGUUCGAAGAGCAACUAAUAAUUUUUCCUAUCCUUAGCUCUUUCGAAUGCUUUAGCUAUAGGGCCUCUUGUAGUAGUACUUAACUAGCUCGUAUUAUAUGUAAAAAUAAUUGUUUUUUGCUUUUUGA
Rhododendron vialii is the source of this 1074-nucleotide messenger RNA. RefSeq names its product transcription factor PRE6. Gene Ontology annotation, biological process: regulation of growth; regulation of DNA-templated transcription. Bases 435 to 716 code for a protein of 93 amino acids. The record is from RefSeq and is a predicted model, not a curated record. Gene Ontology annotation, molecular function: protein dimerization activity. Lineage: Eukaryota; Viridiplantae; Streptophyta; Magnoliopsida; Ericales; Ericaceae. The transcript has 2 exons.